AUGUCCAAACCCAUCUCUCUCGCCAUCAUCGGCGCCACCGGCGGCGUCGGCAGUGCCUUCAUCUCCGCCCUCCCCUCCAUACGCCUUCCGCCCUCCACCGCUGCCCCUCAAUUAAUCUUCCUCUCCCGCUCCAACCAACAGCUGUACGACUCCUCCUACGCCGCUGUCUCGCCCUCAUCCCUCGCCUCUUCAGAUGCCAAGCUUCUCUCUCUCCCAGAUAUUGCCUCAUACCUCGCCUCCGCCCCCUCCAAAGUCGUCCUCAUCGACAACACCUCCUCACAAGAUGUCGCCGAAGCCUACCCAUUGUUCCUGUCCGAAGGCGUGAGUGUUAUCACUCCAAACAAGAAAGCCUUUUCAGGAUCGCUACGGUUGUGGGACGACAUCUUCGCCGCCACUUCGCGCAAUGCCCUGGUAUACCAUGAAUCCUCCGUUGGCGCGGGUCUGCCAAUUAUCUCGACGCUCAACGACCUGCUGAAGACAGGCGAUCAAGUCACCCGUAUCGAAGGAGUCUUUUCAGGGACCAUGUCGUUCUUGUUCAACACAUUUGCACCGGCAGCUGGCGGCAGUGGUGGCAAAUGGUCCGAGAUCGUGGCGCAGGCCAAGGCCGCAGGCUACACCGAGCCCGACCCGCGAGACGAUCUCAAUGGCAUGGAUGUGGCCCGGAAGUGCGUCAUCCUUGCGCGUGUCGCCGGCUUGAAGGUCGCCGGCACCGAUGCAUUCCCUAUCCAGAGCCUGAUCCCUAAAGCUCUCGAAUCGGCGGCGUCGGCGGACGAAUUCAUGCAGAAGCUACCCAACCACGACGAUGAGAUGGAGGGCUACAAAACCGAGGCAGAGAAGCAGGGCAAGGUAGUGCGCUUCGUCGGCAAGGUCGAUGUGGAGAAGGGUCAAGUCAAGGUCGGGCUGGAGAUGGUUGAACAGGGAUCGCCGAUCGCCAGCUUGAAGGGUAGUGACAACCUCAUCUGCUUCUACACCAAGCGGUACGGUGCCAAUCCGUUGGUGGUACAGGGCGCUGGCGCCGGAAAUGACGUGACCGCUAUGGGCGUCUUGGGCGAUUUGCUCAAGUGCGUCGAGAGGUUGGGCUGA
Molecule: messenger RNA, 1083 nt
Organism: Cyphellophora europaea CBS 101466
Lineage: Eukaryota; Fungi; Ascomycota; Eurotiomycetes; Chaetothyriales; Cyphellophoraceae
Exons: 1
Coding region: 1-1083 (360 amino acids)
Biological process (GO): aspartate family amino acid biosynthetic process; L-homoserine biosynthetic process
Molecular function (GO): aspartate kinase activity; NADP binding; homoserine dehydrogenase activity
Source: RefSeq, a predicted model, not a curated record